This is a messenger RNA of Helianthus annuus (common sunflower), 847 nucleotides long. Its product is annotated as nascent polypeptide-associated complex subunit alpha-like protein 3. Gene Ontology annotation, cellular component: nascent polypeptide-associated complex; cytoplasm. The transcript is spliced from 4 exons. Bases 100 to 693 code for a protein of 197 amino acids. Lineage: Eukaryota; Viridiplantae; Streptophyta; Magnoliopsida; Asterales; Asteraceae. The record is from RefSeq and is a predicted model, not a curated record. Gene Ontology annotation, biological process: protein targeting to membrane.
CCACCAAAAGUGAAUAAAUUAGGGGUUUGAAGGCAUUUAGGGUUUUGCGAUUUAUUCGUUUCUCCAACUUUCUUUUCGGCAAACCCUAGCUGCAUCACCAUGGCUGCUCCCACACAAGAAGAACUUCUCGCCGAACAUCUCGAACAACAAAAGAUCCAUAAUGAGGAACCUUUGGUUGAAGAUGAUGAUGAUGAAGAUGAUGAUGACGAUGAGGAUGAAGAUGAUGUUGAAGGCCACGGAGAUGCAAGUGGUAGGUCUAAGCAAAGCAGAAGUGAGAAAAAGAGUCGAAAGGCUAUGUUAAAGCUUGGAAUGAAGCCCAUUCUUGGAGUCAGUCGUGUUACCGUUAAAAAGAGCAAGAAUAUGCUAUUUGUGAUCUCAAAGCCAGAUGUUUUCAAGUCCCCUGCUUCAGACACAUACGUAAUAUUCGGCGAAGCAAAAAUAGAGGAUCUGAACUCACAGUUGCAGAGUCAGGCAGCAGAGCAAUUCAAAGCACCUAACCUUAGCAACGUGAUAUCGACGCCUGAGCCAACAGCCGUGGCUCAGGACGAUGAGGAUGUAGACGAGACCGGGGUGGAGCCCAAGGACAUCGAGCUGGUCAUGACUCAAGCCGGGGUCUCAAGACCAAAGGCGGUCAGGGCUUUAAAGGCUGCGGAUGGUGACAUUGUAUCGGCCAUUAUGGAACUCACAACUUGAAAGUGAUUGACUCGCUGUCGAUUUGUUUUUGUUGUUCCUGUAAUGUUUUGAGAUUGUUUGAUCAUGUGGUUAUCUAUUGUGCAUUGACAAUUGGGUCUUUGCUGAAUUUGAGGAUGAUAAAGGAAAUGGUUUGUUUGAGAUGUGGUUGGGUGUU